This is a messenger RNA of Laetiporus sulphureus 93-53, 2082 nucleotides long. RefSeq lists its product as uncharacterized. Gene Ontology annotation, cellular component: plasma membrane. NCBI's taxonomy places the organism in Eukaryota, Fungi, Basidiomycota, Agaricomycetes, Polyporales, Laetiporaceae. Gene Ontology annotation, biological process: intracellular potassium ion homeostasis; regulation of membrane potential; proton export across plasma membrane. Gene Ontology annotation, molecular function: sodium:proton antiporter activity. Bases 127 to 1791 code for a protein of 554 amino acids. The transcript has 13 exons. The record is from RefSeq and is a predicted model, not a curated record.
GCCAGACUGGACUGGGUAAAUAAGAGGUGCGGUGUGCAGCCGUCUGACCUGUUCUCUCCUCUCGCUCCUCCGUGCAUCAGACCAAGUUCACCACUGAUAUUCCUGUUAUCGAAAUUUUAUCGCGGGAUGGCUCUGGAUCUGGUGCAAGUCAGCGAUCCCAGCAUAGCGUACAUUGUGCUGGGAGGAUUCGUUGUCUUAUUUAGUAUCGUGUCGUUGCUUGUGAAGGAUAAGUUCUACAUUAGUGAGGUCGUGCUCGGGACUGUUUUCGGUAUCAUUAUCGGUCCAUCCUGCGCCAACGUCUUCGAUCCUCGAUCAUGGGGUAGCCAUUCAAAUAUCAUCACACUGGAAGUCAUGCGCAUCGUUCUGGCGACUGGUCUGUUCGCUAUCGGCGUCCAGCUGCCGCGGUCAUACAUGGCAGACCAUGUCAAGGGGCUCCUGGUAAUGGUUGUGCCUACGAUGGCGUUCGGAUGGGUGGUGGUUGCAGCUGUCAUCUAUGGUUUGUUCUCGCAGUACAACUACAUCUCAGCGCUCGUAGUGGCCGCGUGUCUGACGCCGACAGACCCAAUUAUCAGUGCGGCGAUUAUCGGCGGGAAAUUUGCAAUGAAGCAUGUACCUCCGAACCUGCGUAAUGUCCUGUCUGCGGAGUCUGCCGCCAACGACGGCCUGGCGUACCCUUUCCUGAGCAUCUCAAUCUAUCUCACAGUCGAGAGCACCCGUCGGGAGGCUAUUGGCAAAUGGUUUUUAGUAGGCUGGUUGUACCAAGUCAUACUGGGCACUGUGCUCGGCGCAGUCUUAGGGCUCGCGUUUUGUCGCCUGAUGAAAAUCUCAUACCGCAAGGGGUUUAUUGACCGCGAAUCACACCUGGCCCAAUACCUCGCCUUCACGCUUUUUACCAUUGGCAUAGUAAGUACUCUGGGUAGCGACGACCUGUUGGCAGCCUUCGCUGCAGGCACUGCCAUCAAUUGGGAUGGGCACUUCAACGACCAGAUAGAGAACGAAAGUUUCUCAUCAGUCCUUGAACUGCUGCUGAACUGUGGUUGCUUCAUCUAUAUUGGCGCAUGGCUGCCCUUCGACAAGUACAAUUCACCGGAACUUGGCAUCACGCCGUGGCGCCUGGUCGUACUCUUCAUCGCGAUCCUGUUUCUCCGACGGAUUCCUCCUUUGCUCCUCCUGUACCGGUGGGUGCCGGAGAUAUUCAACUGGCGGGAGGCUUUAUUCUCUGGACAUUUUGGACCCAUGGGCGUUGGGGCAGUAUUCGUCUCUACCCUGGCCACUACUAGACUUCCCACGCCUCACGAUCCUCCGCAAGACCAAGCCGAGCUGCUCGCUGCCACUGUGCAAAUCAUCGUAUCUUUCAUCGUUCUAUGCUCCAUCAUCACCCAUGGCCUUUCUAUUUCAGUGUUCUCCUUCGGCAAGAAUGUCUGCUCCCAUACGGUCUCCAUGUCGCACACCUGGAGAUCCCGCAACGUAGCCGCCGAAGAAUGGCUCAUGUGGAGGCGCCUCACGGGCCAGGUGUUGCACCUACCCGCCCUCCCCAGCUUCUCUCUCAAGCAGGCCAAACCGGCCGAAUUAACCACGGCGGAGGAGGGGCUGGAGAACGCAGGGCCGGUUGUGUCGCCUGCUGGAAGUAUGCGAUCCUCCAAGGCAGGCGAGAUGAAGUCCAAGACAGGCGAAAUGGUCCGCCCGCGCACUUCGUUGCGGGACGUGCUGCGCAAUUUACUGUCCGCGCCUGGCCAUAACAUUACGGUCCGUCUGGACGGCGACGUAAACGUCCUGCAUGAGCCGGUCUAGCGUGCAGACCCCGAAGUCCGUGUACGUCUCGCCAGAUCAGCUGAGCCUCGUGGAGAACGACCCGCAGGCGCGGUCGUCCGGCAUGAGCGAGCACCCCUAGCCGACACAUAGUCAAAGAUGGUGUAUCCAAUAACAUAAGCUUGUGGCUCCGAAGAGUUACAAUGGUUUCGAAUCGCGGUCGGAGGUAGAAUGCGUGCGAAGAAUGAGACAUAGGUCGAUAGAAAAUUGUAUAACUCGUGCACACCCUUGCAUUUCCUUGGACAAUCAAUUCAUCGGGAUCAUUGGUUCACC